AUGGUCAAAAAGACCGACGUGCCCACGUUGGCAACGCUGGAUUCCCUCCACGAGUCGCUGUCUCAAUGGUGGUCCAACGUCCCCGACAGCCUCAAGCUGCCCCUGGAGCUGCCCCUGGAGCUGCCCCUUGCUGGUGAGACCAGAACGCAAGAUGUAGACAGGGACGCGCCUUCAUCAAAACCCCAGCAGUCGCCACUCCCUCUGCGGCUUCUCCUGUGCGUCAUGUACCACCAGAGCAUUUGUAUCCUGCACUCGUCAAUUGUGCCGUUGUUCUCGUACCGGUCCGGCAGUAGUGCUACCACCGCCGCAUCGUCGUCGCAUUCGCACCUGUCGUUGUAUUCGCGCCACGUCUCGGCGCAGCUCGCCUUUGAGCACGCGCAGGCCGUGUCGCAGCUGAUUCAACUCUCGCAGCGCCACUACAACAUCGACCCCGACCGCAUCCCAGGCUUCGUUAGUUUUGCGGCCUACUCGGCCUGCGCUGUGCAGAUCCCCUUUUUUUGGUGCUCGAACCAGGACGUGCAGACCCGCGCACGCUCCAAUGUCCUUGUGAACCUGCGCAUGAUUCAGCAGAUGGGCAAGCACUGGAAGUAUGUCUCUCUGCUCGGCAUCAACUCGUGGACGCUGUACAAGACCCUCUCGCGUAAACCGCCUCGCCUCAACGACGAGCCCAAGUUCAUGGACCCGUCCAUGCUGGACGUAAGCUGGAACGGCACCGACCGCGCGGCCAAGUCCAUCAUGAGCUACAGCGAGAUCAUCUGGCAGUCGACAGGCAGCUAUGUCGAACGCACCGAUGCCGAGAUCACCGACCUGGGGCUCAGUAGCCGCAGCAGGCCCUCAUUUGUUAUCAACUAUGCUAACUGGUCGCUGCACCAAAAAACAGGUGCUGUAUCAUCUCUCAUAGACGAGCUGUCAAAUUCUACCGUGACCACCGUUGCGAGCACCUUUGGCGGCCCGGACGGCUAUGGAGGCAACGGCGGCGGCAACGGUGGCAUGAAAGCAGCUGGACUUGAUCUAUCGCCUCCCCGAUUUGAUACUAGCCUCGAGUUUUUCAUGCCAUCUAGCCCCAACGAUGGCUUUGACUUUGUCCAGGCGCAGAAUGGCAUGAUCUCGUCGCAGCAGCUGGCGUCGUUCAACACGUGGCUUCAGCAGAUCGAGUCCGAAAUGCUCUUCCGUAGUCCUCCCAUGUAA
Molecule: messenger RNA, 1188 nt
Organism: Sporothrix brasiliensis 5110
Lineage: Eukaryota; Fungi; Ascomycota; Sordariomycetes; Ophiostomatales; Ophiostomataceae
Exons: 2
Coding region: 1-1188 (395 amino acids)
Source: RefSeq, a predicted model, not a curated record